This is a messenger RNA of Cladophialophora yegresii CBS 114405, 807 nucleotides long. RefSeq lists its product as uncharacterized. The transcript has a single exon. The coding region runs from base 1 to 807 and encodes 268 amino acids. Lineage: Eukaryota; Fungi; Ascomycota; Eurotiomycetes; Chaetothyriales; Herpotrichiellaceae. The record is from RefSeq and is a predicted model, not a curated record.
AUGCUCGUGGCUGGAUUCGGUCACUGGUCCGAGAUCAGCAUAUACUCGGCCAAUGUCGUCUCGGGGCUGGCGUACUUCUCGACCUCCGUACAUAUGGGGACCCUCGACUAUCUCAUUACCUAUCUCCGCGGGCAUGGCAUCGUCAAGGGCUGCAGGGUGUUUGCAAUGGUGUGCACCCUGCUACUUUUGCUCUUCAUUCUCGGAAUGCAGUUAUCCUCGGCCUGGUGGGUUGAUGACCAAACAUCGAAUCUAUUCGUUAUAUGCGCUUUCUGGGACUUCUCGACGAGAUGGAACACUUAUGACGACGCAGGCUUCGUUCUAGCCAGGCUUUACGUCAUGGUAAUUCUGGUUUGGCAGCACUACCUGAGGAUAGAUAUCCUUUACUCUCGAUGGGGCCGUCUUCCGCAAGGCGAGGACCUGAUGACCAAGAAAAGGCUCGUAAAGUACGGGAUCGAGGACUUUGACUAUCGCGAAAUUCUAUACAAGCAACGAGCGAGGGAGGAGAUCAUAACACCCCGAACCUGGCGUCGGACGAUUGUCACAUGGACACUGAUCGAGUCUUUCGCUUUUCACGAAAUCUGUGGAUCGCGCGUCUGGCAGAUUGCGACGCUGCUAUAUGCUAAUGUCUAUGGGGCGAUCCUUAUAUUCGCCCUUCGUGAGGAUCAUCAAGGUACUGUCGGACCAUUCAACACAAUGGGCUUCGGACAGAUUGUCCCUGUCUUUUUGCUCGCCUUGCUUAUCUUUGCGCUCGUCGAGAGCGUCCACGGUACAGGACCAUCCCAGAACAUCAUUGUUUCACCAGACUGA